Saccharomyces kudriavzevii IFO 1802 is the source of this 1311-nucleotide messenger RNA. RefSeq names its product Reh1p (gene REH1). The coding region runs from base 1 to 1311 and encodes 436 amino acids. Gene Ontology annotation, cellular component: preribosome, large subunit precursor. The transcript has a single exon. Lineage: Eukaryota; Fungi; Ascomycota; Saccharomycetes; Saccharomycetales; Saccharomycetaceae. The record is from RefSeq and is a predicted model, not a curated record. Gene Ontology annotation, biological process: ribosomal large subunit biogenesis.
AUGAGUUCUGCUUCUUUUACGUGUAAUUGUUGUGUUAUUCAGUUCAAGACGAGUGAUUUGCAAAGAUAUCACAUGAAGACUGAAUGGCACAGAUACAACUUGAAGAGAAGAAUUGCCAGCCUGCCGCCGAUUGGUGCAGAACAAUUUGCUGAGAAAUUACAAAUUUCUGAAAAGGAACAGGCAGAAAACCAAGUUGAUGAAUUUGGUUUCCCCGUUCUGAAACCUAUCAUGAACCAAAGCAACCAGCAUAAUGCAUUAACUGCGAAACAGAAGAAGCCAAUCAAGGCGAAAAGAGGAAGAAAGCUUGGCGCAAGCUUAUUGAAGAGAAAUGAUAGGGAUACCGUUGCCGGAGAGAACGAGAAUAGGUCCGUUUCCCCCUCUGGAUCGAUAUCUUCGCAACUAUCUAACUUGACUGUGGGGACAGAAAAUACAAAUACAGAUUACGGUGAAGAUACAGUCUCUGAAUACGGUUUUACUAGUGAUUCCAAUUAUGAGAAUGGUACUAGUGAUGAGGAAUUAGAACCGGCGGAUAGACCCAUCGAUGACGAAAAAAAUGAAAAGAUAUCCAUUACUGAAUGCAUAUAUUGUGGAAAAAACAGCAAAGAGGUGGAAAGAAAUGUUAAGCAUAUGUUCAACGAGCAUGGUCUUUUCAUACCUGAAAGAUCCUAUUUGAUCGAUCUAGAUGGUUUAUUAGAGUUUUUGAUAAAAGUGAUUGUCAUCGAUCAUGAUUGUCUGUGCUGCAACUUUCACGGCUCUGGUUUAGAAAGUAUAAGGGCACACAUGAAUUCUAAACGCCAUUGCAGGCUACCAUAUGAAACCAAAGAGGAGCGCCAGUUGUUCGCUUCCUUUUACGAUUUCACUUACAAUGAUCAUCCUAGUAGGGGAAAAACCGGGUGUGGCACAGCUGGUACUCCCAGAGCUUCUUCUAUUAGCAAGGUUAAAAAUGAGGACUAUCCUGGAGUAGAUACCGCGUUGAUCCCAACUGAGAAUGAUAUUAAUGCAAACUAUACUACCGUUUCCAUUGACGAGUCAGGCCUAGAACUCACUUUGCCAACAGGUGCAAGACUAGGCCAUCGUGUGGGGCAGAGAUAUUACAGGCAGAACUUGCCUUCUCAGCCAAAUCCCAAUGAAAGCAGAAGAACUGUCAGUGCAGCUGAUAGAAGAAUGGUUAGCGGAGUAACGGAAAAACAAUACAAGAAGGGUAUGAAGAAAAUGCACCAAUUGGAGAAAAAUGCCAUUAAUACGCAGAUCCGUCGUGAUAUUAAAAGGGUCAACUUUCAAACUCACUACAGGGAUGAGUUGUUACAAUAG